AUGGACGAGUGGGAUUUGUUAGAUGAAGUAGAUGUUAUUGCACUAUGGCCAGGCGAACACAAGAAGAAUAUUGAAUCCACAAAAUGGCAAGAGAGGAAGGAGGCUCUCGAGGCACUUUUUCUGCUAAUCGAAAAACACCCUAGGCUAUCUACCUCUUCAAUGACUAUUUAUGGUGAGGUUAUGGACAACCUGAAAAAAAUAAUUGCCCGGGACAGCAACAUCAAUGUCGUGAUUGCUGCGUUGCACGUUCUAAAAGGAUUAGCAAAUGGUCUCAGAAGCCGGUUUGCCUGUUAUAUCCCAAUGAUUUGGGCGGUUGUGCUUGACAAGUCGAAAGACAAGAAAACCAAUGUUCGAGAUGCCCUUGGAGAUACAAUGGAUGCCAUUUCAGAAGCGUGUGAUGUGGACAAACUCACCAAAGAGCUUUGCGAACAUCUAUUGAAGCCGAAUCCACAAUCGAAACAGUGUCUCUGUUCAUUUUUGUACAGAUAUUUCGUUAGACAAGUGACUGCAUCCAUGGAUUUCGCAAAGGCCGUGCUGCCUAUCGUUGUUAAGCUCGCCUCAGACAGUGACCCUGCUGUGCGUGAUGCAGCGUGUAGAUGUUUGGGAUCUGCACGACGACUGCUUGUAAAUGGGCUUGAUGCUUUUCUGAUUCCACUAGUUGGAGAAAAAGCGAAGUUGGAGAAGAUCGAGGAAUAUUGCGGAGAAGCAGCAAAACAACAUUCUGAAAUCAUGGCUAGCCGUCCACAACGAGUCACAACUUGUAACAGUGCCGCUGGAGACAAUGCUUUCGUCGCAGAAUCCUCAGAUGCGACUGUAUCGGUAGUAUCACAAGAUAUUGACCCAUGGACUUUAAUGGAGCCUUCAGACAUUGUCGGAAAGAUAAGGAAAGAUUUCGAUGAAUUGAUAGGUUCGAAGAAGUGGCAGGAACGAAAGGAGGCAGUAGAUAGUCUACUAACGAUUGUAGAGAGCGCGCCUCGCGUGGCUAUUUCACCCGAUUUGCAAGAGGUCCUUAUGGCUUUAAUCAAGGUGCUUGAAAAGGAUAUUAAUAUCAACGUUUGUAGCGUUAGUGCGAAAGUACUUUCGAAACUUGCCACGCGCAUGAGGACCGAUUUUGCUACCGUAGUGCCGAAGAUUAUGGCGAUUGCUUUCGAUAAACUGAAGGAGAAGAAAGCUGUACUAAGGAAUGAACUGAUUGAGCUAUGCGAUGCUGCUUCGGUAACGGCUUCCUUAGAGUGUUAUUCCGAAGCUGUUUGUUUUGGAUUAACUAGGCCAAAUCCGCAAUCCAGAGCUCAGACCGCGCAGUUCGCAGCAAGGUUAUUGUCUCGCCAUGACUCGUCCACGGUUUCUGUCGAAGCUGUUAAGCAGAUAGUUCCUGAUAUUGUCAAGUGCUCUUCUGACGCGGACGGUGAUGUUCGCGAGUCGGCUUUCCGUGCCAUGGCCGCUGUGCAACGAUGUGUAGGAGAGGCAGCAGCGAGACGUUUGUUCGGGGAGGUUUCAGAGGAUAAAAUCAAAAUGGCAAAGAUCAUGGAGUAUUAUGAUACAAUCCGAAAAGAGUUUGGUGAAAAGGCAGCUCCUGAGAUCGUUCGACUUCACGGAUCUACUCAGUCUAAACCCAAGCCGCGCAUAGCUUCGUCGGGAUCGACGCGUCCAGUCACUUCUUCUGCGCCACGAAAAGCUUCAGCGACAGCGCGCGCGCAUGUCCGGGCUACAACAACUCCAAUUGUGCGGCCGUCAUCGACAUUAUCAGAUAUAACUAAGAGAAUACCAACGACCGCACCAAAACGACCAAACGUGGUGAAAUGUCCGAGCCAACAAUCUCAGCGGUCUGAACUUAUCCGAGCUCCACUUGGCACUCGGUCAAUGCAACAGUCAGCUCCACGACGGCUCUCUGCCCCUACAAAACUAGCUGCAGUCCCUCUGACCACGAAUCGAUCGUCUGUGAGACCAAUCUUCGCUCCUAACGUUGUUCGCAGUUCUACUACAAAUCAUCUUACCAAUAAUGUUACAAAUAAUGUUGGGAAAAUCGCGUUAGGACCGGUGAAAGUCACUGGGAACCGCGAUACUCCCAUUUCCAAUGGAAAUGCUGCAGGGAGUAUUCCGGUGAGGACGAACAGUGCACUCCCUCGAUCGAAUUCGGGAUUGCGACCACCCACUGCCAUUGCGAGAAUUGCUGGAACCGGGAUCCCACGACUGUCCAGACCGUCUUCCCCAGCGACGUGA
Molecule: messenger RNA, 2220 nt
Organism: Necator americanus (New World hookworm)
Lineage: Eukaryota; Metazoa; Nematoda; Chromadorea; Rhabditida; Ancylostomatidae
Exons: 20
Coding region: 1-2220 (739 amino acids)
Biological process (GO): centrosome duplication; mitotic spindle organization; establishment or maintenance of microtubule cytoskeleton polarity
Cellular component (GO): kinetochore; microtubule plus-end; spindle pole
Molecular function (GO): microtubule plus-end binding; microtubule plus end polymerase activity
Source: RefSeq, a predicted model, not a curated record